GACUUUGCUGUAUCAUGUCGGACUGUGUUCUCUGACGGGACUGGAACGGACGAAUAUGGGCUCCAAGUCCCGGAGGAUGUGUCCGCUUGGCGGGCUCCUGGCGCUGCUGGCUGGUCUGACGCUCUUCGCGCUCCUCGGCGGGGCUCUCGGGGCCGAUGGAAACCCCUGGUAUCGGGACCUGUGCAGGUACCAGUGGGAGGCCAUAGACCAGGGCACCGGGGUGCGUUACUCCAUGAAGCUGUGCAGCUCCUCCCCCGCAACAGCGUGCGGGGAAUCGAGUGCUAUUUGUGCCCACGACCUCACCGCAAACAGAAACCAGUCUGUGGGAGAGCUUUCCCUUCUGAAGCUGUCGGACAGCGUGCUGGAUUUCAACACCACUCAGAAGUGCACCGGUGGCCAGGGAAACAUCCGCACUAGCAUCAGCUUCCAGUGUGCAAAAACCAUGGGAGCGCCUGAAUUUGUCACCAUGUUGGAAUGUGUUCGCUACUUUGAGUGGAGGACCUAUGUGGCCUGCAAGAGGGACAAGUUCAAGCCCCAAAAGGAGGUUCCCUGCUAUGUCUUUGACGCUGAUGGAAAAAAGCACGACCUGAACCCACUGAUCCAGAUCACCGACGGCUACUCUGUGGAUGAUUCGGAUGACAGCGCGGAGUUGUACAUCAACAUCUGCCGCAGCAUCACCCGGUCAGGAAGCAACUGCCCAGCGGACGCCGCCGCCUGCCUGGUCACCAGUGAAGGCACCUUCGGCGUGGGACGACCCACAUGGCCUCUGGAGCAGCAGUCCAGUGACAGGCUGAAGCUGCGGUAUGAGGGAGAUGACAGCAGUAAGCCGCUGUCCUGUGGGGUGCACACACCUGCCGUCACCAUCACCUUCAUCUGUCCCUCACGCAGGCAAGAGGGCAGAGACCCCAGGUUGACCGCAAGCACCAACUGCAGGUACGAGGUGGAGUGGGUCACUGAGUACGCUUGUCAUCGAGACUACCUGGAGAGCAACAGCUGUGUCCUGACCAGCAAGCAGCAUGACAUCUCCAUCAACCUGACACCUCUGACCCUGCGCAGAACAGACAACCCGUACUUCGCUGUCUUCAAGAGCCCUGAUGGCAAGGAGAGCUACAGGUAUUACCUGAAUGUAUGCGGAGAGACGAAUGCGGGCGAGUGUCAGGACGCCAAGGGCUACGUGUCCGUCUGUCAGGUGAAGGACUCGGGAGACGUGAGGAAGAUCGCCGGGAGAUACCUGAAUCAAACGCUGAGGUAUUCUGACGGCGAUCUUACCCUCAUUUACCCUGGGGGCAGUACCUGCAGCUCCGGAUUUCAACGCAUGACCAUCAUCAACUUUGAGUGCAACCAAACCGCAGGAAACGAAGGCAGGGGAUCACCGGUGUUCACAGGUGAAUCCGACUGCACGUAUUACUUUGACUGGCAGACAGCGUACGCUUGUGUGAAGGAGAAGGAGAACCUUCUGUGCGGAGUGUCGGACGGCAGGAAGCACUAUGACCUGUCACCCCUGACAAGAUACCCUGACUCAGAGAUCGUCCAGAACUGGGAGGCGGUGGAGGGCAGCGCACCAGAGUCUGACAGGAAGCGCUUCUACAUCAACAUAUGUCACAAGGUCCUCCUGCAGGGAGCGACCAGCGAGUGUCCUGAGGAUGCAGCCAUCUGUGCAGUCGGACAUGACGGUAGCCAUAGUUUGGGAAAGUUCCUCUCAGAGCCACAAAAGAGGGAUAAAAGUAUCUAUCUGGAGUACACCGAGGGGGAGACAUGUAGUGGUGGCAGAAAAAUAAAGACCACCGUAAGCCUCUUCUGCAAGCCAGGCGAUUUGGAGAGCCCUCCUGUGCUGCGGCGUGUCUCUUCUAACGGCUGCGAGUAUGAGUUUGAGUGGCACACAGCUGCCGCAUGCGUCCUGUCGAAAACCGAGGGUGAUGACUGCCGGGUGUCGGACUCCCAGGCUGGUUUCUCCUUCGACCUGUCCCCUCUGACCAAACAUGGCAGUGCCUACAACGUCUCCGACUCACAGUACACGUACUACCUUAAUGUGUGUGGCAACGUUUCUGCUGCAAAGUGUCCCAACACAGCCGGAGCCUGCCAGGUGGACAAAAUGGGGCAGUCCUGGAAUCUGGGGGGGUCCAACUCCAAGCUGUCCUACUACGACGGGAUGAUCCACCUCUCUUACCGAAACGGCUCCCGGUACAAUGACGAUAAGCACACCCAGCGCUCUACGCUCAUCUCUUUCCUGUGUGACCAUGAGGCUGGAGCCGGAUGGCCCGAGUACCAGGAGGAGGACAAAUUCACAUACAACUUCAGGUGGUACACAGCUUACGCCUGCCCCGAGAGAGUGCUGGAGUGCAUUGUGACCGACCCCAGAACCCUGCAGCAGUAUGACCUCUCCAGCUUGUCCAGGGCCGAGGGUUAUGGCAGGAACUGGGAAGCUAUUGAUCCCAACACCAAGCGGAAGUAUUACAUCAACGUGUGUAGGCCCCUUAAUGCUGUGGAAGGGUGUGACCGACUUGCCUCUGUAUGUGAAGUCAGCUACGCACCCGGGGAGGACAAAGCCACCGAGUCGGUGUCCAUCAGUAACCUGGGUGUAGCCAAAAGAGGUCCGCAGAUUGAGGAUGUGGACCACCUGCUGUUGGAGUACACAGGAGGAUCAUCUUGCGAAGCAGAGGGCCAGAGGACCACCUUCACCACUCGCAUCCACUUGACCUGCCUCAGAGGAGCUGUGGCUUCAGGUCCUCGUUUCCUCAUGUUCCAGAACUGCACGGCCACCUUCGUGUGGCACACAGAGGCAGCCUGCGUCAUCUCCACCACGGAGGAACAAAAUCAGACAUGCUCUCUAAAGGACCCUAACACAGGGUUUGAGUUCAACUUGCAGCCUCUUAACUCCAGCAGUGGCUACACAGCUCAGGGGAAUUCAAAAACAUUCAAGGUUAACAUCUGCGGAGCAGUGAGAGAGUGCGGCACAAUAGGGGACAAGCAUGUGGCCGGCUGUGAGAUGGACAACGGCCACCCGGUAGCCCCCGUGGGCUUGAAGAAGUCUCUGAAGUUCUCGACCGAUGGUCAACUGACCCUCACAUACGAAGGGGAACUGGACCCAAAAACAGGAAUGAGGGAUGCUUUCACCAUUGGCUUCGUGUGUGACCAGGACGAGAACCCUGGUACGCUGAGCUUGGUCAGGGAAGAGAUGAGCACAUCUGACCAUAUCAUCCACGAUGUCUUCUUCGAGUUCCGCACAGCGCUCGCCUGCCUGCCGGCACCCGUGGACUGCCACAUCAUUGAUUCAAAUGGCAAUGAGUACGACCUCAGUGACCUCAGCCGAGACGACAGGCCCUGGGAAGCCGUCGAUGCAUCCGGCCAGACGCAGUUGCAGCGUUUCUACAUCAACGUCUGCAAGCCGUUACCCCGGGUUCCAGGCUGCCCUGGAGGUGCUCUGGGUGCCUGUGCCAAGAUGGGCGGUCGAGGUGUAAACCUGGGCUACGUGCAGUCUAGCCCCCAGGCCUCGCCAGAUGGUUCGAUCAGCAUAGUCUACCUCAACGGGGAAAAGUGCGAGUCAAGCCGCUACUCCACACGCAUCCUCUUUGAGUGCGAUGACAGGCCGGGAUCUCCCAUGUUCGACCGAAUGGAUGGCUGUGAAUACGUCUUCAUAUGGAGGACUUCUGAAGCUUGUCCCAUCCGCAGAGUUCAGGGAGAGAAAUGCCAGGUGCGGGACCCCAGGAGCGGCCACGUGUUUAAUCUGAUGUCACUCUCAAAUAAAGAUUACGUGGUGAAAAGUGGGAAGUAUGAGUACCACCUGGCAGUCUGUGCGGACAUCCGCUCAGCCAUUUGCAUGCACAAGGACCGGGACAGUGACAGCGUGGCUGUGUGUCAGGUGGAUGGACAGUCCCAGAAGGUUGCAGGGUUGGCGACACAGAACCUUACUUACGACGAUGGACUUAUAAUGAUCAACUAUACCGGAGGAGAUGUAUGCCACAAAAUAUACAAGCGCUCUACAGCCAUCCUCUUCGCUUGUGACCACAGUAAGGCAGUGGGGGCGCCAGAGUUCAUGCACGAGACCGCCGACUGCACCUACGUCUUUGAGUGGCACACUGCUUUGGCCUGCGUGCCUUUCAAAACCACCAGCUGUACCUUCAAUGACGGCAACGGAAACUCGUACGACCUCUCUCCCCUUUCCUUGUCCCGAGACAACUGGGUGGUGGAACUGGAGACUGGGAACCACACUCGGUACUACAUCAACGUGUGCAAGUCACUGGUUCCGCAACGUGGUGCCUGGAAAUGCCCAUCCAGUGCAGCAUCCUGCCUCAAGAGCAGAGACCAGUACAUCAGUCUGGGAGAGGCAGAGUCUGGUCCGCGAUUUGAGAAGAAGGUCCUGGUACUGAAGUACACAAAUGGGGCGCCGUGUAGAGACAAUCGGAGGAACAGGACCACCAUUAUUCGCUUCCGAUGCGACCGUGACAAAGUGGACUCCAGACCCACCCUGGUGACGGCCAUCGAGGACUGCGUGUACACCUUUGUGUGGUUCACAGCUGCAGCAUGCCCCCUGAAAAGCAGUGAGCACGGGCAAUGCCGGGUCACCAACCCCGUCACAGGGCACCUCUUUGACCUGAACAGCCUCAACAGAGAGGAUGGCUACACAGUGUACGACCACAAAAACAGAAGGAAGAUGUUCAGGCUCAACAUUUGUGGAGCAGCAGCCAACUUCGGUUGCGAGGAUGAAACCGGUGUGUGCAUCAAAGACAACGUGAUAGCGAUUAAUGGUGGCCGGUACAACCAGAACCUGACCUACCGUGACCAGGUGGUUCAGCUGACCUACAGUGGUGGGUCUGUGUGCGAUGCAAAUCACACACUUACACAUAAGAGCGUGAUCAGCUUUGUGUGCAAGACCAGCAGCGUGGGAGAGGACGGCCCUGUGCUUGUGGACUCGGACCCCAACGAAUGCAUCCACUUCUUCUCUUGGCACACUCCGCUGGUCUGUGAGCAGCAGCAGGCGAGGUGCUCUGUUUGGAAUGGGACAUCACUCAUCGACCUGAGCCCCCUCGCCCACAGAACAGGCUAUCACCGGGCCAACAGCGAGGACCUCGAUCCGGACCAGUACACGAAAAAGAAACUCUCCUCUGAUUUCUACGUCAACAUCUGCGGGCCCCUAAACCCAAUCCCUGGCGUGAACUGCCCCCCAGGGGCUGCCGUGUGCAUGGACCCUCCCGACGGGCCCCCGGUGGAUAUCGGUCGUGUCGCAUCCACACCGCUCCUUGUCAACAACGAGGUGUCAAUUUCUUUCAGCAGCACCACGGUGUGUGUCUACAACUCAACCUUGAAUUAUAACUCCAUCAUCAGGUUCACCUGUGAAAGCAGCACAGAGUUGGGUGUGCCGCAGAUGAUCGGCAGGAUGCAGUGCCAGUAUGUGUUUGAGUGGGCAACCCCCCUGGUGUGCCCGGAUUCUGUCACCACCAAGGGCUGCACUCUCACUGACGAGAGGCUGCAGUUCACCUUUGACCUCUCCCCCCUGUCCAGGACUGUCCAGAGGGUGCGCUCUGGAUCCGGAGGCUAUCAGAUCAGUGUGUGCGGAUCCGUGUCAGAGCAGCGCUGCAAGGGCAGUGCCGUGUGUCUGACGUCAACCGACUCGGCAACCUCCUUUGGGAACAGCAAGGCCAUGACCAUGGACUAUAAACACGAGGAGGAGGCAGUGAUCAUGCAGUAUGGGGGUGGCGACCCUUGCCCACCAGUGACCACCAGUGGGGAGAUGUGCGUGUUCCCCUUCAAGUUUUUGGAUAAGGUCUACUCACAGUGCACCACGGCCGGUAGGACAGAUGGCCAGCUUUGGUGCUCUACCACCAGCGACUUUAAUGCAGACAAACAAUGGGGCUUCUGUGUUGAUGUGAAAAGCAAGCGCAGCUCCUCCAUCCUCUUUACCUGUAACCGUGGGACAGGCCUGGGGACACCGCAGCUGCUGAGUGAGACGCUGGGCUGCACCUCCACCUUCCAGUGGGAGACUGAGGUGGUGUGUCCGCCCCGCAAGAUGGAGUGUAAGCUGGUGCACGAGCACCAGUCCUAUGACCUGCGCAUGAUCUCCUCGCUCACCUCCCCAUGGAGGUUCAGCCACAACAGCGACGCGUACUACCUGAACCUGUGUCAGGGCAUCCAUGGUGGCCUAACAGAUUGCCCUGAGAGCGCUGCCGUGUGCCGGCACACCCGUGGGGGUCAGACCCAGGUGUUGGGGCGCGUUCACACACAGGUGAUGGCCUUCCGAGAUGAGAAGAUCGAAGUGAACUACACCAAUGGGGAAGCUGUUUGCGGGAAUGGAAAACCUGCCAAAACCGUCAUCCAGCUGAGCUGUGGCAACACCGUCGGGGCGCCCACGCUGCAAAGGGUGGACGAGCAAGCCUGUGAGUUCUGGUUGCACUGGGGGACGAGGGCAGCGUGUGCCGUCACCGUGCAGGAUGUGGAGAUGGUCAAUGGCACUAUCAAGGUCCCCGACACUGGUGCUGUCUUCAGCCUCGGAGCCCUCUACAACAGGUUACACCAGGCCUCUGGAGACAUCCGUUCUAAUGGGGACACGUACAUCUACGAAAUUCAGUUGUCGGGCAUCACCAAUGCCUCCUCCACCAAUUGCUUGGGUGCAAACAUCUGCCAAGUGAAAAUGAACGGGAAUUACUUUAGGAAGAUUGGCUUAUCCAGCAAGGUCAAGUACUUCAUCAAAGAUGGCAACUUGGACGUGUUGGUGGCAUCAGAGUCCAAAUGCGGACGGGACUCAUCCAAGAUGGUCUCCUCCACCAUCCUCUUCCAUUGCAGCCCUACGGCAGGGGAAGGCAUCCCAGAAUUCCUCCUGGAGGCGGACGGCUGUCAGUACCUUUUCAUCUGGCACACCUCUGACGUCUGCAAGCUUUUCACAGUUGAUAGCAACAGACAGACUUCUGGAGGAACGGAGGGGAACAUGGGCUUGUCUGGGCGGAGCCAAGCUGUGGGGGCGGUGCUAAGCCUGCUCCUCAUUGUGCUCACUGCCUGUCUCCUUAUCCUGCUGUUGUACAAGAGAGAAAGGAGGGAACUAGUGAUGCAGAAAGUGACUGGAUGUUGCAGAAGAAGAAGCACUAUCUCCUACAAGUAUUCCAAGGUAAACACUGAGGAUGGUGGGGAGGAGGAGAUGGAAUGGCUGAUGGAGGAGAUGGAGGCCCCAGACUUGUCCGCCGCCUCUCGUAAUGGCAAAGAGACCCAGGAGAAUGGACACAUCACGACCAGGCCGGUGCAUGCCGAUGCCCUGAGCUCCCUCCCACUGGACGAGCAGGACAGUGAGGACGAGGUGCUCACAGUACCCGGCGUGCGGGUCCAUGCACCCACAGGACAGGAUAGUGACGAGGACCUGGUAGGGCUGCUGGAAGCGAACGAGCGGAAAGGCCGCACCAAGCGGAAGGAGAAGCUCCGGCGGAAACGGGCCCCCGCACCCGGCUCCUUCCACGAUGAUAGCGAUGAGGACCUCCUCAAGGUGUGACACUCAAUAGCCCAAACCAGGCCAGAGGAACUCUGGCAGAAUGUCUCCAAUAUUCUACGUCCUUUUUCUUUUCUUUUCUUUUUUUUUUUUUUUUCUUCAAAUAAAGGGAAGAAUAUUUGUAUGUGAUGUUUACAGUUUUAAAUUUUUUUUUCUCCCUUCCUAAACAUUGACACAUUGUUUUUGUGAAUGAAUUUAAAUUUGUAAGAUUUAACACAUGCAAAUAUACAAAUGGUUAUUUAUUUUUAUUUUUUAUAUGACUUUUUUCUUUUGCUCUCCAUUAAUGAUUCUAAAUUCCUGGUCAUAAUUGUUUGACAAAUGCAAAUGCUGUUCGCCCAUGUAUGUAUACGAUACACAAAAGUGAAUGAUGGAGGCUGUAGUAUUUUUUCCAGAAAAAAUGUAACUUGUGUCAAAUCAGUAUUUUCCAAGACAGUUUAUGAUCAGUUGGUUGGUAGCUUCCAUUAUAGGGCUAUCUUGGUACUCGUUCAGGGUCCUACAAAUCAUAUUCGUUCCUCCACCUCGUAACUUAUUUUUCACUGGUUUAACACCCUUCACCACUGUUUGCUUGUUCUCCCCUGUCCUGCUGAAGUGUUUUGUUUCACAUCUACUGUCCUGUCUUACAUAAUCAACUCCAUCUAACUCUCUGAUGUGGAAGAUGUUUAGCAUAAGUUUAGGAACAGUUUUUGGCAAAAAUGCAUGUGCAGUUUUUAAUGGAAAAUAGUGGGACCCAGUGCCAUUACAAUACAAAAUAAAUUUCAGGGCUUUAAGUUCUGUCAUUUAACAAGAUGUUUCUCCUGGUUUGCUACAAAUGUAAUUUAAGUUACUGUCUUGGGUUUGUGUGUUUUACUUUGCGGUGAUUUCUACAGAAUAUGAAAUGACGAGUCUGUUCAGGCAUGCAAACAUGUCCUUCUAUACAGUAGUCUGCAUGAGGUGCCACCUGAAAAAUUGUGCUCUUUAGAGGAUGCAGUCAAGGCACCGUAGAGACAUUUUAAUUUAUGCACACAGCCUCUCGGAAUAUUGCCAUAAUCCCUUAUGUUUCACCGUUUGUAUCUUGGAUUGUUUUGCAGCACUGUGCCAUUUAUUUCUGACAUGCAAAUGCAUUACAGAACUUGCAGCAUUCGUCCAGUCAUAUCUGUGAACUCUGAUACGUAUGAUUUUCUUAUUGUUUCCUGUGAAAGUUAUGGGACUGUGGGUAAUUCACUGGCAUUUAUACUUUUAUUUAUUUUUUCUUCUUCUUCUUUGCUUUAAGAAUGUUUGCCAAUCUUUGUUAUAAAAGAGACCUAAAUUCAGCCUUUUGUACUGAUUGUCAUUUUUAGGAGAAAAGCAAAAUUUUGCAAGUAUUGAGUAGAGAAAUCGUACCAUUCUUCAUUAUGGUUUCUGCACAGUGGGAUAAUUUGCAUAGCUUCAGCUGCAGAAUUGAUUCUUUGAGGAAAGAGUCCUGUAGAAGUCACUUUGACACAAAACCUCCUGUGUGGUGGGUUUUGUUGCAGCAGGUGAGAACAGCUCCAUUUUGGUUCCACUUGAUCUUCCUGCUGCUAGCACAGAGUCUGGCUCUGCUGUAUGCACCAAAGCAUGGGGGCUCAGCAUGCCCUGGUUGGUACUGAUCUUGUGAGAAAACACUCUGAAACCCCUCUUUGGUUGUAUGUUUCGUUCUUGAU
Messenger RNA from Scleropages formosus (Asian bonytongue), 9126 nucleotides. It is a transcript of the gene igf2r, whose product is annotated as insulin-like growth factor 2 receptor. Gene Ontology annotation, molecular function: insulin-like growth factor binding; D-mannose binding; signaling receptor activity. The record is from RefSeq and is a predicted model, not a curated record. Bases 56 to 7471 code for a protein of 2471 amino acids. NCBI's taxonomy places the organism in Eukaryota, Metazoa, Chordata, Actinopteri, Osteoglossiformes, Osteoglossidae. Gene Ontology annotation, cellular component: trans-Golgi network; late endosome; plasma membrane. Gene Ontology annotation, biological process: lysosomal transport. The transcript has 48 exons.